UCGGCCGCGGUCGGCCGCCCGCAGCACCGCGCGGCGGGAGGAGCGAAGAUGGCGGGAGGGUGCGGCCAAGAGGCUGCUGGGAUUGUGGCGGACCCAGCGGCAAAAUGGCGGCCGUGCGGCCAGGGAGAGGCUCCUUCAAGGUGCUCUCGUCAGUUCCUCUUCAGAUGCUGUUUCACGUCAGUGGCCUGUACUAUGCCCUGUACUUCCUAGCUACAUUCCUGAUGAUUGCAUAUAAAAGUCAGGUUUUCAGCUAUCCUUGUAACUAUCUGGUCCUGGAUCUGGUCCUCUUGCUUCUGAUGGGGAUUCUCGAAGUAGCUCGGCUAUACCUAGGCACGAAAGGCAACCUGACCGAGGCUGAAGUGCCACUGGCUGCCAGCCUGGCAUUCACAGCACUCAGUGGCCUCCUUUCUGUUCACUUCCUGCUCUGGCAGACCUUGGUACUGUGGAUGGACUCGGUCCUCAGCACCAUUCUCCUGGUGCUGCAUGGGCUGGAGGCUGGCUUGCAAGUGGUGGUCAUUGCUGACUUCAUCAGGUAGACAGACCAGGAUAACCUACAGAGCAGUGCUCCUUAGCUUCCAGUCAACUCCUUUGCUCCCAGACACAAAGGGUAUCUUUUUUUUAUUGAUUGUCUGUAGAUGGAUGUAAAUAGUUUAUAAAUCUUUUUUAGUGAGGGGGGUAUGGGAACCAGGGAGGGACAAACUUAGGAGCCUAGAUGUUGAAGUUGGCCAUCACGGACAGUAGUCAAUCCCAAGAUGUCCUCAUGUCAUGUGGCUGGGGUCCUGGCUGUAGCAGCAGGACCACCAGUGAUUGCCAGGCCAGUGGAAGGCAAAGCCCUUCAGGAAGUCAACAUCUGAGGGCAGCCCAGAGCUCCACCCUGUCUCAGCCCCAGACAGCAGCAUCCUGGCAGAAGGACUUGGCUCUGUUGCUCUGUCACCAUGGGUUUUCUCAAAGGAAUGACUGACUUCCGUGCUUCCCACACUGGCCCUGCUUCUUGU
Molecule: messenger RNA, 995 nt
Organism: Peromyscus eremicus (cactus mouse)
Lineage: Eukaryota; Metazoa; Chordata; Mammalia; Rodentia; Cricetidae
Gene: Tmem80
Product: transmembrane protein 80
Exons: 5
Coding region: 105-536 (143 amino acids)
Biological process (GO): non-motile cilium assembly
Cellular component (GO): ciliary transition zone
Source: RefSeq, a predicted model, not a curated record